Molecule: messenger RNA, 2308 nt
Organism: Lotus japonicus
Lineage: Eukaryota; Viridiplantae; Streptophyta; Magnoliopsida; Fabales; Fabaceae
Product: IQ domain-containing protein IQM1-like
Exons: 8
Coding region: 242-1795 (517 amino acids)
Source: RefSeq, a predicted model, not a curated record
GUGCAGUUUCGCUGUGGAAUUCAAAGACUAGCCAAUUUUCUCAUCUUUACCAAUAUAAAAGAAGCCACUGACUCUGAUGUAGAUUCAUAUUCUUUUCUUCUUUCACAUUCACUUCUUGGAAUCAUAUUCAUAUUCAUAUUCAUAUUCAUAUUCAUAUUCAUAUUCAUAUUCAUAUACCUGACAAAAAAAUAGAAGAGGGUUGUUUUCUUCAAACAAUUUAAAGUUGAGGAUCUUCAGCUCUAUGGGAUUAUCACUUUCCUUAUUGGUAUCAGCCUGGGAAGAAAUUGUGAGGCAUUCACUCUUUACUUUGUCUUCCAAAAUCAGCUUUGGUUCCAAAGAUGGAGCUGCAAUUUUGAGAUCAGCAGCUGGGAGCUUUAAGAAAAGGGAAUCAGAAAAUUCAAGCAGGUUGGAGUUUCAUAGACCUGAACAUGUGACCCUUGAAAGAAGCUUUUCAAUCAUGGAAAAACAGCAGCGUAAGGCAGUGCCUUUGCUAUCUCUUCCUGAUGCUGUGGUUUUCUCUUCUCCAAGACCAGUCAGUGAGCUUGAUGCUGCUGCAACUAAGCUUCAGAAAGUCUACAAGAGUUACCGAACUCGAAGAAACCUUGCAGAUUGUGCUGUUGUGGUGGAGGAGCUCUGGUGGAAGGCAUUGGAUUUUGCUGCUCUUAAACGGAGCUCUGUCUCAUUCUUUGAUGUCCAUAAACAAGAAACUGCGGUGUCGCGGUGGGCAAGGGCAAGAACAAGAGCAGCUAAGGUUGGAAAAGGUUUAUCCAAGGAUGAUAAGGCACAAAAAUUAGCCCUCCAACAUUGGCUAGAAGCUAUUGACCCACGUCACCGCUAUGGACACAAUUUGCACUUCUAUUAUGAUAUUUGGUUUGCAAGCCAAAGCACACAACCAUUUUUCUACUGGUUGGAUGUUGGAGAUGGUAAAGAAAUUAAUCUAGAGAAAUGCCCAAGGGCCACCCUAACACGCCAGUGCAUUAAAUAUCUUGGACCAAAUGAAAGGGAAGAAUAUCAAGUAACUGUUGAAAAUGGGAAGCUGGUGUACAAACAGAAUGGGGAGCUUGUGGACACUGAUGAAAAGUCCAAAUGGAUAUUUGUUCUCAGCACCACAAGAUCCUUGUAUGUGGGGAGGAAGCAAAAGGGUGUAUUUCAGCACUCUAGCUUUCUAUCUGGGGCUGCAACAACUGCUGCUGGCAGAUUAGUGGCCCAUAAGGGCGAGCUUGAGGCUAUUUGGCCUUACAGUGGCCACUAUCACCCAACUGAAGAGAACUUCAGAGAAUUUAUAAGCUUUCUUGAGGAGCAUAAAGUAGACCUCUCUAAUGUCAAGAGAUGUUCUAUAGAUGAUGAUGCUAUUUCAUAUGUGGGGACAAGUUCAUUUAUUGGCACUAAUCAAUCACAACAAAACAAGGGUCCCUCUAUAUCUUUGCCAUCAGGCCCUACAACUUCCAUUAAUGUCAACAUCAUGGGCAAGGAGACCAAUAAUGCAAGUGUUCAUGAAGAGGUUAAGGCCAAGAAGGUUGAAACAGUACCAGUUGCAUUUGAUUUCUCCAAGAGGUUAUCUUGCAAGUGGUCAACUGGUGCUGGACCCCGUAUUGGGUGUGUCCGUGACUAUCCUGAACAUCUUCAAUCAAGAGCAUUGGAGCAAGUUAACUUGUCCCCAAGGCCUGCUUCUGCAAGACCAUAUAGUUAUGGUCCAAUCCCUUCUCCAAGACCAAGCCCAAAAGUCAGGAUUUCUCCCAGGCUUGCAUACAUGGGCCUGCCUAGCCCAAGAACCCCAAUUUCUGCUGCAAGUUGAGCUCCACAGUCGAUUCUAAAGUCAGAAUCAAUUCUACUGACAAACAAGCUUCUCUAAGUGACUUCUGGGUGCGUGAAUUGAUUUUGACGAACAAUAAGCUAGCUGAUUCAGAAAUUUGUGACCAUAGAUAUUUUAUUGACCAAAAAUAAAAAGAGCACAUACUUGUCCCUAGUUACCAAAAAUAUAUCAGCCAAGGUGACAUAUAAGUUGAGGACAGUUCUUCUAGCCACAACUAGUAAAUUAUAAAUAUGAGGAGAGACAAGGCAACUAGUACAUAUGAGACCAUAUAGACUAACUAUUCUUUAUCUCUUGUUUUUAUUUGGUCUUAGAAUUUUCUGUUCCUUUAUUCUUUUAGGAAUUUGGAUGUACAAGGCUUCUGUGAGGCACAUUGUGUCCUCCACCUAAUUUGUCUCUCUCUUGUAUUUUUUGGAAGGCGGCGAUUCAGUUAAUUCUUUUAUGUAACUACAGUACAAUUUUUUAGUUACACGUGAUAAUAACAAUUCUUGUUCUGCA